GCCAUUCCAAAGAGGCACCAAAAAUUAGAUAGCCCAAUUUCAUCCCGUUUCGCCCGUCAGUGAAAUCUCAGUGAGACCUCAGCGAUCCAAGAGCAACCUGUGACGAUCCGGCAGAAAAGCAAAAGAACCGGAAAUAUGAUCACGCCGGGAGUCGUCACGUUGCUGGCCGUGAUCGCGCUGACACAUGCCGCGUACAAUUGUCCCAAUAAAGACGGCCAAUACGAGGACAACAAGCAAUGCGACAAGUAUUACGAGUGCAUUGACGGAGUUGCGUCGGAGAAGCUGUGCCCGGAUGGUCUCGUGUUCGAUCCUCUGAAUCGUAAGGUCAACAAGUGCGAUCACGUUUUCAACGUCGACUGCGGCGACCGUCUUGAAUUACAACCGCCACAGCCGACGAAGAAGUGUCCGCGACGAAACGGUUUCUUCGCACACCCUGACCCGUCCGUCUGCAACAUCUUCUACAACUGCAUCGACGGCGAGGCGAUCGAGAUCACCUGCACCACCGGCCUGCACUUCGACGAGUACAGCGGAACGUGCGUGUGGCCUGAUAGCGCGGGUCGCGAGGGCUGUGGAGUUGUGGGCAAGAAGCUGAAGGACGGCUUCGAGUGCCCGACCGAGGGCCAGGUCGACAGCAGGGGCAUGCUGAUCGACCAUCCUAAGUUCUCGCACCCUGAAGACUGUCAGAAAUUCUAUGUGUGUCUGAACGGCGUAACACCGCGUGAGCAAGGAUGCAGCGACGGCACCGUCUACAACGAGGAGCAGCAGAGGUGUGACGCGCCUGAGAACGUCCCAGGAUGCGAGGAUUGGUACAAGGACGACGACAAGAAGCCAUAAAGGAAUUGUCGACGCUUAUCUGUCCCGCAUCGGGACGCCCGCGUUCACUCUAAUCACGUGUCACUCCUGCUCAGCGUGUUAACCCACGUGUGUGUGUGUUUAGA
This is a messenger RNA of Dinoponera quadriceps, 938 nucleotides long. Its product is annotated as peritrophin-1-like. The transcript is spliced from 5 exons. Gene Ontology annotation, cellular component: extracellular region. The record is from RefSeq and is a predicted model, not a curated record. NCBI's taxonomy places the organism in Eukaryota, Metazoa, Arthropoda, Insecta, Hymenoptera, Formicidae. The coding region runs from base 136 to 834 and encodes 232 amino acids. Gene Ontology annotation, molecular function: chitin binding.